Penaeus chinensis is the source of this 3239-nucleotide messenger RNA. RefSeq lists its product as uncharacterized. The record is from RefSeq and is a predicted model, not a curated record. The transcript has 11 exons. The coding region runs from base 73 to 2712 and encodes 879 amino acids. Lineage: Eukaryota; Metazoa; Arthropoda; Malacostraca; Decapoda; Penaeidae.
CGAUGGGAAUUCGUCAGGAAAGCCGUACGUCGAGCAGUCGUUUACGAUCUGAAAAACGGGGUCCAGGUCGCUAUGGUUGUGUUCAACGCCGAGGCGCGGGAGAAGGCGCCGCUGUCAAUGCUGGAGUCGAACAUCUCCGACUUACGCGAGAGAGUGGGAUCUUCCCUCCCCAGAAACCCUUCAGGCGUCCGCGCUAGCCAAGCCUGCGUCGCCUGCGGGAUCAAGCGUGCCGUCCGCGUCCUGGAGGAAGGGGGUGCGCCGCCACAGGCCGCCAACAUCAUCCUGGUGACGAGCGGCGGCCACGGGCGGGACAGCGAGGCGGACGAGGUGCGGCGUCUCGUCAGGGAGUACGGGCUGAGGCUCCUGCUGGUGCUCUAUCCCCUGGCGGAGACUCCCGACCUGCCGGCGCCCCCUCACGCCCUCGUGCCCAUCGCCAGGGAGUCCGGUGGCUGCGUGUUCACCGUGAUGGAUGAGGGCGUGGGCAUUGAUUCCAAGGUUAGCAUGCUCAUCUCCCUGAUGGACGCCCUCACCGCCGCCGUGGCCGCAGGGGGUGCCACGACGCCCGUACUCGUCCACAGUGCCACGUACCAGGGCGGCAUCGCGUCCCUCAGCAAGGGCACCUUCUCGUUGGACGACUCCUUGGAAGCCCAUGCCCGCUUCGCCGUCUACUACUACGACCUGAAUCACGUCGGCAACACGAUCCACUUGACGGCGCCCUCAGGAGCUACGUUCGCCUCGGUCAACAUGCAGGAGGAGGAUGGGGAUGUCAACAUGAUCUCCGUUAACUUGCAUAACGCUGAGCGCGGUGUGUGGAAAUACAAGGUAGAAAACCGUGCAGAUUCCCACCAGGCAUUGCACAUCCAAGUGACGUCACGCCCGAGCACCAAUACUAGAGUGACCGUAAGAGUCUGGACCAAUCAGCAAACGGUAGACAUCGGCGCAGCCAAGGAACAGGAGCAUGAGCCAAUCAUAAUCUAUGGAGAAAUCAAGAUGGGCGGUGCGGCUGUCAUGGAUGCCGGCGUCAUGGUGCAGUUGCAGCGCCUCGGCACCAACGCGACCGGGGGAACGUACCCACCUGUGAAGCUCCAGCUGUUUGAUUUGGGCACAGGAGACCCAGACGUGACCCGCGGCGACGGCAUCUACUCCCGCUACGCCCCGCCCCUCGACGGCCCUGCCCGCUACGCCGUCCUGCUCUCCGUGGACGCCAGCAACUCCGUGUUGGCGCUCGCGCAGGCGCACUCCCACGACAUGGCUGUCCGGCACCACCGCCAUGCCUACGCCAAGGAGCUGGCCUUUGGAAGUGGCUACGACGAAGGGCGGGUGUGGGCUGCCCCAUCGUGUUGUGGAAGUGUCGUGCCCUAUGCCCACACGAAGCAGGCUACAGCAUUUACUCGCCAGGUGACGGGACCCACUUUGGACAUCAAAGAGGCGCACGUCCUUCAAAGGGAUAAAGUCCCCCCUGGCAGGAUCCUCGACCUCGUGGCCUGGGUCGACUCCUCCAGCGGCCGCGUCGUAUUAGACUGGACAGCCGUCGGCGAGGAUCGGGACUGGGGGCGGGCCCAUGCUUACGAAGCCUUCGUGGCCUCCUCGAAGGACCAGGCAGCCGUCCAGUGCGCUGGCGACAGGAUCUGGGGCCUCCCGAAGCCCUCUCCUGCAGGCACGAAGGAAAGGGCGAGGGUGCCCAUCACUGUGCACGAGAAGAAAGUGUUAUGGGUGUGUAUGCGGGCGAUUGAUCGACAGGGCAACCGCGGUCAGCCCAGCAACCCGGCGGCACUCUGGCAGCCUCAGCCCCCGUCGACAGACCGUGUCACUAUAAGAGUCAACGGCCCAGGAGGGUCCCUGUUGUCCUCAGGUCUGGGCGGCUACGGCAGCGACGCCGGGAUCGGAGGCAGCGAGAAGGUGGCGGUGAUCAGCGGCUGCGUUGGGGGGCUCCUGCUGGUGGUGGUGCUGGUUGCUACGUACUGCUACUGCCUCCCUGCGACGUUCAAGCGGCGGCUCAACCGGCGUCGACGACCGCCGGAGGACGUGGAGAAGCCGGCGACGAGCCUCGUCAACGGCGGCAGCGUGGUGGUCAAGUCGACGUCGCGCGGCAGCGUGCUGGUGAACCCGGGCCCCGAGGGUCCCGCCGGCCGCCAGAACGACACAGACCUCGUGGGCUCGCCGCCGCCGGAGAACCGACGCGAGUCCUUCCAGCGGCCCGAGUCGCAGUCGCCCCCGUGCGAGGCCCUGCGCGUGGAACAGGUGUCCCCCUCGGCCACCCGCCGCGGCGACGGCGACGGCGAGGAGGAGCUGUCAGGCACGCGGGGGCUGUCGCUCUCCAUCCCGGACGUGACCAAGGUGGAGCGCAGCGCACGCGGCCCGGACGACGACCAGGUGCACGUGCCGCAGCCGCAGUUCUACACUCUGGGCCGCCACACGCGCACCGCCCAGCGCAGCCCCCUGCGGGACCCCAGUGGACACAUGUACGGGUCCAUGGACCUCUCCUACUCUCAGCGCCCCGUCAGGUACAGUCCGGUGGGCGCCUCGCAAUACUACGGCAACGUCCGUCCACGCACGCUCCACUCCGACUCGUACAGUGACGACGCCGACACUGGCUCCUUCUCGGAGCAGCUGCUGUGCGACGACCGUGGGGCCUCGCCGCCGCCGCCCGCGCCCGCAGACAAUGCCCUCGCCUACAGUGACCUCCAUAGGCGCUCCGUGGCACUCUUGUAGGCGAUACUGACUUCCUCAGAUGCGAGAACAAUACCAAGGGAAAGGCAAUGAAAAGAGAGUGAUUAAGAGAGAAAGAUCAAACCAGAUCACACCCGUUGGUGAUAUAUGAAAAGUAAAUCCCAAAUGAACUCUCCGAAGCCGAUAACAACUGGGAAAGGAUGACCUCUGUAGCAAGAGGGCAUCGCCUGAUAAACAUUAUCGGGGGUGAGUCGAAAUGACAAUCAUUUGUGUGCGGGCGCGACUGGAACUCGGCGAGACGAGAAUGAGUGCCGCGGACAAUGGUCAUUAUUGUAGCAUAUCAGCAUAAACAAAAGCACUAACUUUGUGUGUCGGAAAGCACAAGUGAGAAAAACCUGCUUUCAUAUGCUUUUAUAAGGCAGUGAGUCAAAUGUGAGAGAUCCUGUAUUUUAUCCUUAAUUUUAUAUUAUACAUACUGUGUACAUCGUGAUGCUCAGAUCCUUUACAUCGUUAGACCAGACUAAGAAUGUGUAUACAUCAAGUCUUUACGCAUAAACAUGAAUAACAAG